GAUCACACAGUCACACGCACAGAUCCACACGAUUCCAAACUCCCAACUCUCGACUAGAACCGACUCCAAUGGCGGCGGCGGCGGCUGCUGCUCCGCCCUUCGCCGCCGGCGACUCGCCGCCCCCGACCGCCUUGCUCCUCCCCCGCACCACCACCACCACCGCCGGCGCCGCCCCCGCGCCCCGGCGUUCCUCCGCCUCCUCCCGCCUCCACCUCCUCCUCACCGCCGCGCUCGCCGUCGCGACCUCCUACCUCCUCCUCAUCCUCCCCCGCACGCCCCUCUCCGCCGCGCCGGCGCCUGCGGCCGCCGCGCGGGCGCAGGUGAAGCUCGAGAAGCCGGUGGUGAUCCUCAUCUCCUCCGACGGGUUCCGCUUCGGGUACCAGCACAAGGCCGCGACCCCGCACAUCCACCGCCUCAUCGGCAAUGGCACCUCCGCCGCCACGGGCCUCGUCCCCAUCUUCCCCACGCUCACGUUCCCCAAUCACUACUCCAUCGCCACCGGCCUCUACCCUUCCUCCCACGGCAUCAUCAACAACUACUUCCCCGACCCAAUCUCCGGCGACUACUUCACCAUGUCCUCGCAUGAACCCAAGUGGUGGCUCGGGGAGCCCCUGUGGGUCACCGCCGCCGACCAGGGUAUCCAGGCCGCCACCUACUUCUGGCCCGGCUCGGAGGUGAAGAAAGGCAGCUGGGAUUGUCCCGACAAGUAUUGCCGCCACUACAAUGGCUCGGUACCAUUCGAGGAGAGGGUCGAUGCGAUCCUUGGUUACUUUGAUCUCCCAUCUGAUGAAAUGCCGCAGUUCCUGACGCUUUAUUUUGAAGAUCCAGAUCACCAGGGGCAUCAGGUGGGUCCUGAUGACCCGGCCAUCACGGAGGCGGUGGUGCGGAUCGAUGAGAUGAUUGGGAGGCUCAUUGCUGGUCUGGAAGAAAGAGGAGUGUUUGAGGAUGUCAAUGUUAUAUUGGUUGGUGACCAUGGGAUGGUUGGGACUUGCGACAAGAAGCUGGUGUUUCUCGACGAAUUGGCUCCAUGGAUUAAGUUGGAGGAAGAUUGGGUUUUAUCAAUGACCCCGUUGCUGGCCAUCAGGCCGCCAGAUGACAUGUCGCUGCCAGAUGUUGUGGCCAAGAUGAAUGAAGGGCUUGGGUCUGGGAAGGUGGAGAAUGGUGAAUAUCUAAGAAUGUACUUAAAGGAGGAUUUGCCUUCUCGACUUCACUACGCAGAUAGUUAUAGAAUCCCACCGAUAAUUGGGUUGCCAGAGGAAGGGUAUAAAGUGGAGAUGAAGCGAUCGGACAAAAAUGAAUGUGGAGGAGCACAUGGUUAUGACAAUGCCUUCUUCUCAAUGAGAACCAUAUUUAUCGCGCAUGGUCCUCGUUUUGAAGGUGGUAGAGUCGUGCCAUCCUUUGAGAACGUGGAGAUAUACAACGUUAUUGCUUCCAUUCUCAAUUUGGAGCCAGCUCCAAACAAUGGUUCAUCUUCUUUUCCUGACACAAUUCUUUUGCCGAGUGAAUGAUCACAUAUACAUGUGACUGCUGUGGUUUUGGAUGAGAAAGGUCUUGCUGUUGGUAUCCUCCUUUAGUCGUAAUUGCACUUGUACACUUAUCAUAUUAGAUUCGUGUCACUAGUGGCUAUUCACUGCCUGAAUGCAAAUGCUGCUAGUAGAGAGUAUCUUUGUCCUUAUGGACAACAUUUGCUGUUGUUAUCAUGUCUUAUCCUUAGCGGUUUUCUUAUGCUUAAAUUUUCAUGCAAGUUCAAUUAAGCUCGCAUUCUCUGCUUAAAAUGAUGUCCAUCCUGUUGAUAAGAGAUUAACCAGUCCUAGUUCUAUAUUUAAUUUCAGCCAACCUUUUACCCACUGAUAA
Molecule: messenger RNA, 1854 nt
Organism: Oryza sativa Japonica Group (Japanese rice)
Lineage: Eukaryota; Viridiplantae; Streptophyta; Magnoliopsida; Poales; Poaceae
Cellular component (GO): vacuole
Source: RefSeq, a predicted model, not a curated record